This is a messenger RNA of Penicillium odoratum, 858 nucleotides long. RefSeq lists its product as uncharacterized. The coding region runs from base 1 to 858 and encodes 285 amino acids. The transcript is spliced from 2 exons. The record is from RefSeq and is a predicted model, not a curated record. NCBI's taxonomy places the organism in Eukaryota, Fungi, Ascomycota, Eurotiomycetes, Eurotiales, Aspergillaceae.
AUGACUGUAUCACGUGCAAGACAGCCAAGGUCGCUUCCAGACAUAAUUGCUUCCAACCUUCAAUUUGCGAUUGAUAUCUUAGCAAGAUCACCCAAAAUGAUGGUCCUCGAAAACCGAACACCAUGGUGUCAUCCUAAACUUUACCAGAAUUAUAUGCCAAGAGCAAUGCAGGAUGCCUUUGCCUGCUGCUCUCUAUACAUGUCCAAAAACGAUGUCAACGCGGCAGUCAUAAUGGCCUUGUUCGAUGCCAGAAUCAUAGACCUCAUAUCAAGCCCGGAGCCGACUACUACAAUCGAAAUCCUUGCGCGGGUUCACGCCUUGAUUCUCUACCAGGUCAUGCGCCUAUUCGAUGGUGACAUUCGCUCUCAUGCCACAGCAGAUGCCCUUUUCGUAUCGCUCAGGUCUUCCGUCCUGACUCUUCUGAGUCACUUGCACCUCCCACUUCCAUCAGACUCUACGGAACCCAUGCCACUAUCCAUCGACGCAGUCACCGACUUUUGGGAUUCCUGGGUUCUCCAAGAAUCAGCACGGAGAACCGUUCUGCUCGCGUUUUAUUUUAUGCAAAUAUACAAAGUUCUCCAAGGUACUCCAAAUCUGUCAUGUGAUCAGAAACUGGGCCUUCACCACUCAUGGUACUUAUCAUCCCAUCUUUGGAAUGCUCAGAGCGCUUUUGACUUUGCCGUGGCGUGGGCAGAGAAGCCGCACUUUGUCGUGGGUAAUCUGGAAUUUUCUUGGGUUCUGGCUACUGCACGGCCAGAUGAUGUAGAUACAUUUGGUAAAAUGCUUUUGGUGACGCUUUUGGGGCUUGAUACAACUAAGACGUGGUUUCAUAGUAGGGGGACUAUAUUUGCUGAAUAA